CUUUCAGCUUGGAAGCGGUCUUCUACUGCAUGUUGUGCUAAGUAAUACUUUGACUCAAGUUAAACUCUCUUUACAGGUUUAGAGAAAAAGGUUUGUGAAUUGCAAGAUGAUUUGGAUCAAAUGGAAGGUUUAAACACUCAGGAGGUUGCAAAAAUCAAACAUAUGCUGCUGAACACAAACAGUGAACUAGAGGAAACAAAGGCAGAACUUAAACAGAAGACAGAUGCCCUCAUCGCUACUGAGUCCAGAUUAAACAUGGUAGACACACUAGAGGAACGAAUCAGAGCUCUUAGUGAAGAUAAAACUUCUUUAGAGGGACAGGUGACCAGCCUUUCUCACAAGCUCAAUGCACUUUCUGUCAGGUACACAUCCCUGGAGGAAACAAAGUCUGAGGAAGUGAGCCACCUCCAGAACAGAGUCAUCACAUUAGAGCAGAGACAUUCACAGACCAAUCUGCAAGAGACAGAGAAAGUGCAGGCCUUGAUUAAAGAGAGAGAAUGUAUGGAACACCAGCUGGAGGAAGCACGACAGCAGCUUACCAACAUAAAAGCUUCAUGGAGUGAAAAGAUAACAACCCUGGAGAAUCAGAUUCAGAACCUUAAUUCAAAGAUUGCAGAGGAUCAGAUGGAUCAGCAGAAAGCAGAAAAGGAAAAUCAUUCACUGACAUUAGAAUUAAGUGCCUUGAAGGACAAAAAUGCAAUCUUAGAUUUGGAAAAAUCAGAAUUGGAGAAGAAAUUAUCAAGUGAAAUUAAGCAACAAAAGGAAGAUCUUGAGACCUUGCAGUGGCAACUCACCAAUACCACAGCCGAGAAGAGCGAACAAAUAACAAUGCUCUCACGAAAACUUGAAGAAGAGGAAAAACUUCACAGGAGUGUAAAAGAAAGCUUGCUGAACCUGGAAAUUAAGAACAGUAGUAUAGAGUCAGAGCUUGCAGGUGUUAAAGAUACUUUAACUGCUACUCAGGCAGAUGUGCUAGUUUCACAAAACGAAAAUAAAACCCUCCAAGAAGCACUGCAACAAGAGAGAGCAUCAGUCCAGAACCUAGAAAAGAGUUUAUCCGAUAGCCAAUCUAAAUUAGAAACAGUAACUGGAGAGAAGCUUAGAUUAUCUCAAAAUCUUGAUGACUAUGUAGAAAAAGUAGCUGCCUUGGAAGAAACUGCAAAGAAAUUAGAAGAGGAAAAGAAAGUGACAUCCUUGGAAAUUUCAAAGUUAACGGAAGAUCUAAGAAAUGUGCAGCAGGAAUGUGUGGAUUUGAGAGAAAAACUGAGUUGCUCAGAGGAGGAUCUUGUGCACAAGAUAGAAGAAUCACAGCUGGUUAUUGACCUUCGGCAAAGCAUCAAGAAUUAUGAAAAUGAACUUGGAGAAAAAAGACAGGCACUCAAGAUACAAGGACAGAGGCUGGCUGACAUGAAGAAGACCAUCCAGAGAGAGUUGCGGCUUUCAGCAGAUACGACGGAUUCAACUGUUGAUUCAAAUCUAGAGAUAAGACCACAAGCUGCAUCUCCAACAUUACCUGGUAUGUAUUUUACAGUUUAAUUUUGUUUUUCCCAUUAUUAUCCUAUCAGUACUUGUUUAUAGUCUUAAAUGUUAUUAAUAUUUUAGUAACACUUUAAUAACCAUAAUAUCAAUAAGAAUGGUAAUAAUGUCAAUAUUAAUAGUAUUGGAAAGAAAAAUAUCUUUUUCUGCCAUUCAAGGAAUACGAAAAUCAAGAUAAGUCACUAGGGCCAACUCAUAGACUCCUUGUUGCUGAGCACACAUGGAGUCAUCUGUAUGUAACAAAACUCACUAAAAUCUAAAGGGGACAGUACACAAACCUGCUGACAUUGGUUUAAAAAAAAAAUUAUAAGAAAAGGAAAUAU
This is a messenger RNA of Penaeus indicus, 1859 nucleotides long. RefSeq names its product early endosome antigen 1-like. NCBI's taxonomy places the organism in Eukaryota, Metazoa, Arthropoda, Malacostraca, Decapoda, Penaeidae. The transcript has 7 exons. Bases 121 to 1536 code for a protein of 471 amino acids. The record is from RefSeq and is a predicted model, not a curated record.